CGUGAUCGGAUUGUACGGUUUGUGGAGCAGCCCUUGGUUUUGAGGUUACGCCGCGAUGAGGUGCUGAAAUAUUUCACAGAAAGUGCUGGCAUCGACGCGACGGAAAACUUCGAGAAGGUGUACAACAGGGUAGCAGAAAGCAUGUUGCGAUUCCUGUGUGCGGGGGACCAGCUGUUACAGUUACUAGCAUCAAUAGGGUUCUACGCAGUCUGCCUCUUCCUGUACUACGGACGAGGACGUCAUGAUCACAGGACACCACCAGGAGACCUCCGAGAAGAUCAUCAUUAAGGCUACAAGAAAUCUCCCAUUUUCACAGGAGUCUACCUUGGUCCCUUUUAUUUUUCCAGGGAAAAGGAGACUCCCAGGUGGAUGCUGCUGAAAGAUGGAUUUCUCUUAGUUGUAACAUCAGCCUUCGCCUUCAAGAAAUUACUCAUCACCAGCAGAUAACGAUAGUACUACCACCUCCAUGACUCCUCCUGGAGGAGUAGCAGCCCUCCGAGACGAGGAUCCUGACGUUCUUGCUGAGCGACAAAGGGUAGAACAAUGGGCUUUGCCCAGCAGGAGAUCAACAACAGCUUGCCGUGAUGAAAACGCUGUGGAACCAGAUCCAAUCCUUGUGCUCAAGAAUCUGCAGAAGAUUUUCCAUCCAUCAACAUCAAGCAGAGGUGGUGGUCCUGUUCAUGCUGUUCGUGGGAUUGACUUUUUUGCUGAUACACCUGGCGUCUUCGGCUUACUCGGCCUAAACGGCGCAGGAAAGACCACCACUUUCAAAAUGAUGCUCGGACUGGAGACGCCGACAGCUGGGCAAGUUUUCAUACGUCCAGACUUAAGGCUCAAUAGAUUGCAUUUGUUCUACUACCAAAAUAUCAUCCUUUUUCGCAGCUUGCUUUUUGGGAAGAUUCUGAAGAAAUGUUGAAGGACGACCAGGAAAAAAAUUAUGAAAUAUUUUGAGCUCCUCUAACAGAUAGUAGAAUCGGGUACUGUCCACAAUUUGACACGCCUUUGUUUGGCGAGCUCAGUGUAUGGGAAAACCUAUGCAUCUAUGCGCGAUUGAAGAUUCCUUCCAUUUUUGAGGAGCAAGAAAGGCAAUCGUCCACCAGGAGAACCUCUCGGUCUCGUUUGACCGAUUUGAUCCUAGACCUGGAUCUCGGUCCCUACCUCGAUCGCAAAGCUGACCUGCUGUCAGGCGGAAACAAACGCAAGGUCUGUAUCGCCAUCGCUCUGCUUGGUUCUCCCAAGGUUCUGUUUCUAGAUGAGCCGUCGACCGGACAGGAUUCUGUGGCCAAGCGGCGUCUUUGGCGAGCAAUAAGGAAAUACGUCUCUUUGGACCAAAGUUUGUGCAUUCUUUGCACCCAUAGUAUGGAGGAAGCAGAGAAUUUGUGUGAUCGAGUAGCAAUACAAGUUGCCGGCCGCUGGCGGUGUCUCGGAAGUCCGGCUCAUCUUAGAGCCGUGUAUGGAGGUGGCUACGAGCUUCUGCUGGAAAAUACAUCGUCAAAUACAAAGCCAGGAGUCAAGAUGAGGGGGCCGCGAUGCAAUCUAGCAGACUCUAAAACAACUCCAGAGUCAUCUGUUCGAGCGUCUCCACCGAGUCGACCGAGUCGUGAAGAAGAUAUCUGCUGUAUCUCUCGCCUACAACUUCUACCUGAUGAAGGAACAACUACUACAUCUUCAUCUUCUAGAAGUCCUCCACCAGGAGCAUCGUCCCCAGAUGAACUAGGAGGGGAACAACAACAAGAACAAGAUCUGCUAGAAGAUGCAGGUUUUUUUCUCCUCCACGAACUACUAGAAAAGUUGAACCUGGUUUUCCACGUCACCAGUAUGACUCGGCAACAGAACAUUACGGUGCGGUUUCCCACAGUGCAGAGUCCUAGGGAAAUAGCCUCUAUCCUAGACUUCUUUCGAGAGAACACAGGAACUUUGUCAAGGACCUUUGUCAUAUCGCAGAUGCGAUUGGAACAUGUCUUUUUACGCUUUUCAGCUGAUGUCGACGAUGCAGUUGUGGCAGAUCAUCAUGGUGUCGUGAACAAUCAUCAAGUAUAUAAUUAAUACAACAAACCACGAAAAGUAUAAGUAGGAAAGAGUUGUGCGUGUUUUUAAGAAGUGAGUGCUUUUUAAGAAGUGUAACAAGUGAUUUACUUUUAUCUUUGAAUACCACUACUGUCUACUCCCCAGGACAUUAUCGAGAGGUGCGCCCCGGGUAGGAGGCGGAAAGAGACAACUAUCGCGCGGGGGGGGAGCCCGGUGGCGCUUAUGUACUGCAGAAGUUUCUGCUAGAUUGAUAGGUUUACAACGUGACAAUCCGAUUCCGAUCAUAAGGUGGAUGACCUUCAUCGACAUCGUAUCAACAUUGUGAUUUAUGACUGUAUCUAUGUGUAAGUGUAACUCUUAAUACACCUAGUCCUCUACAACAGCUGCCCCUGCCCCCGUCGUUUGAAAUCUAAAGAAUAUCGCACUCGUAUCAGUUAAUGCUACUAGUAAGGAGAGAUCAAGCGUUGAGAAUUGCUUCUCACAAGAAUAAAGGCAUAAUGACUUCAUCAAGUAGCAUUCUUAAGUACCGUUCAAGAGGAGGAAUAACAACAAGAAGAUUGAUUGACGGAUUCCAGUGAACGUGCUAAGAUCAUAAGCUGCUGCGUAGGUGUAGGCACAGAGUGAGUCAUUGGCUUCAGGUUAAGAUGAUAUUAAGCUUCUUUACCUUCAGAGGGAAGCGCGGCAAGUAGACCUGCCGAGAAGGUGAACGUACAACGACCAAGAGUCUUGAGUAUGAGGUAACCUAAAGACCCUCGUCACUGAGGAGCUGCGGAGUGAAGAGCGACAGAGAUCACGACCAUGAUGGA
Messenger RNA from Amoebophrya sp. A25, 2834 nucleotides. The record is from the annotation of a GenBank genome assembly. NCBI's taxonomy places the organism in Eukaryota, Dinophyceae, Syndiniales, Amoebophryaceae.